AUGGACCCUCACAACUUAUAUCAACAAGAAUUCCUAAAUUCUAUAGCUCCAGGUGGUUUGCCCUCUCAUAAGUUAGCUUUGAAAUUGGGUGCACCCAUAUUGCUGCUUAGAAUUAUUGAUCCAAAAAGUGGGCUAUGCAACAGGACAAGGUUAAUAUAUCGCGGGUUCUUUCCGAAUUUUAUUGAUGCAGAGAUUCUCACCGGCCAUUUUAAGGGUACAAGAGUUUUCCUACGACAAAUUCCUAUAAAGCCUUCAAAAAAUGUGAAGCUUCCGUUCUCUCUCAUACAUCGGCAGUUUCCUAUUAGAUUUAGCUUUGCACUAACAAUAAACAAAGCUCAAGGCCAAACAAUUCCAAAUGUUGGUGCGUACCUCCCUAAUCACGUCUUCAGCCAUGGCCAGCUUUAUGUAGCUUUAUCAAGGGGAGUAUCCAUACAAACAAUCAAGGUCCUAAUCAAGAAUAGUGCCAUUAAAGAAGAACCUGGAGCUCACACAAGGAAUGUUGUAUUCAAAGAUGUUCUAACGUCAUGCCAGAGGCAAUGA
Molecule: messenger RNA, 540 nt
Organism: Rosa chinensis
Lineage: Eukaryota; Viridiplantae; Streptophyta; Magnoliopsida; Rosales; Rosaceae
Exons: 1
Coding region: 1-540 (179 amino acids)
Source: RefSeq, a predicted model, not a curated record